Messenger RNA from Ruditapes philippinarum (Manila clam), 1470 nucleotides. RefSeq names its product tubulin polymerization-promoting protein family member 3-like. The transcript has 4 exons. The record is from RefSeq and is a predicted model, not a curated record. Gene Ontology annotation, molecular function: tubulin binding. Gene Ontology annotation, biological process: microtubule polymerization; microtubule bundle formation; positive regulation of protein polymerization. Bases 173 to 769 code for a protein of 198 amino acids. NCBI's taxonomy places the organism in Eukaryota, Metazoa, Mollusca, Bivalvia, Venerida, Veneridae. Gene Ontology annotation, cellular component: microtubule.
UAAAGUAUAUACAUGUGUAUUAUGUGAAUAUAUGGAGAGAAAAAUAGCCUAAUAUUAAAAUAAAAUAAAAUUUUAACGUAAAAAACUUAUAACUUGAAAAUAUAAACUGGUGAUAAGCAAAUUAUAUAUUUCGUACAUAUACUGUUAGCAGUUACGAAAUAGUUUGCCUGACAUGUCUGCCUUAAAGGGUAAACACCAUGGAAACGAUCAUGAUGACUUCAAAGUCACAGAUGAGCUCAUACAUCAUUUCGAGGAGUUCUGCACACUAGCUGGGUCAAAAGAUCCCAAAAUUAUGACAACAAAGGCAAGUGGCAAGUUGGUUGAUGAUUGCCUUUCAGAUCUUAAAAAAUAUGACGCGAAAGCCAUAUGUGAUGCCAGCGUGUUCCCCUACUGUAAAGAGCACGGGAAACCUCACAUGGUGGUCAACAAAGAUAACGUGGAGAAAUUUGUUAAUAAAUUCGCCCAUGAAAUUGCUAAACGCAAAACAUCUAACAACAAGAUCGAUGACAAAGACCCCGAAGUACUUGCACUAAAGAAAACAAUUUGUAACUGCAUAACCAAAGAAAAACCCCAUGUGCAUGAGAUUAAAGAAUCAGCAACAGGGAAUGUAAAGGGUCUAACAGAUGCAUCUAAAUUCACGGGGACAAGCAAAGCACGCUUUGACAAGGAUGGAAAAGGAAAGGGAAAAGAGGCACAUGAUUACGUUCCAGAAGACUCCGGUUAUGUGUGUGGUUAUAAGGGUCAAGGAACAUAUGAUUCCAGCCAUUAAUUAACAAAAACAUAAUAUUUUGCUUAUGGUGAUUUGAGCGGCGGCGAACUUGUUAUUCUAAUGAAGUAGAAAGUAAAUAGGCAUAGAAACGUGAACUGUUCAUGUUGUGUCGCUUGACAUUUAGUUGAACUGGGAUAUGGACUAAAUUUGAUUUUGAACACAUUUUGUUUUGUUUAUUUUAAACACACUUAAACUUUAUUUGAAUACUUUUAUGUCCUUAGCUUAAAAUAAACUAUACAUAUAUAUCUGAUUGGUACACGUGUUUAUUGUUUUUUUUGUGUUUUGGUUGUUUGUUUUUUUGUAACUGGAAUCAGGGUCUCUCAAAUAUUUGUAAGACCCUGCUGGAAUAUACAUGUAUAUGAUUGAAAUAGCUUUUUGCAGGUGAUAUUUAAAAUGAUUGAAAGUCUUUUUUAUCCGUUACCUUUUGCUGCUUAUACGUGAAAUAUAUGUGAUUGAAAUGCAUUCGUUAUGUUUACUUUAUAAAAAUUUGAUAAGAAUAUAUUUUUCUUUGUUAACUUGAAAUAUAUAAUUCGAAUGCAAAACUGUUCCAUUGACUUAUUGUCAGGUACAUUUUUCUUUGAUUACUUGCAUCAUAUUUGAUCAGAAUAAUUUCUACAACCGUUACCAUUUAAAUAUGAGCAUAUGUACAUUUCUUUCCACGUGGUUUUAUAUGUUGAUAAAAUACAAAAUUGGUAAAACUU